This is a messenger RNA of Daldinia decipiens, 2966 nucleotides long. Its product is annotated as PLP-dependent transferase. Gene Ontology annotation, biological process: L-tyrosine biosynthetic process; aromatic amino acid catabolic process. The transcript has 4 exons. Lineage: Eukaryota; Fungi; Ascomycota; Sordariomycetes; Xylariales; Hypoxylaceae. Gene Ontology annotation, molecular function: pyridoxal phosphate binding; aromatic-amino-acid:2-oxoglutarate transaminase activity; L-2-aminoadipate:2-oxoglutarate transaminase activity. Bases 565 to 2316 code for a protein of 583 amino acids. The record is from RefSeq and is a predicted model, not a curated record.
CAUCGACUCGGGUCACGGGAUAGGGAAACACUGGCGUUGGUAUCUGCAAGCAAAGGGCAUAUUAAUGGAGCAAGCAAGCAAAAGUCUAGACUUGGUAUGGAUGAUCGUUAUAGAUAAGAUAUGACAGGGCAUCGUACAUAGGGCGUCGCAUGCAUUAUGAGCUAGGAAACCAUGGUUUAUUUAGCAUAUGUAUAUAGGUCGGAAUAUGAGUAUCAUAACGUAAUGGAUGAAUUAGCUUAGUAUUCGUAUUGGGUUUUGGAGAUAGUUACGAGAUGGAAAUACUAUAGUAGUUACGUAUGACCCAAAGCGUCAAUGGGUGGUAUAAACCGGAGAAUGGCAUUGGUUACUUAAGGCCGGCUACAAUCGGCCGGAGCCCCACUAUCGUCCCCCGUUAUCGCCCCCCGUUAUCGCACCGAGGCCCGUGUGAUUCGGUGAACAAAGGAAAGCCGCAAUAUGACAGCAACUUUUCGACCACUGGUCUACUUUUUUUCGGGUCUCUUAGGUAAUCAUUAGCUUGGGGCCUGUAAUAUAUCUUGUACUUUAGAAUUCUUGCUCCUGGAAAUAAUGGCAAGGUUCAGUUGCAACUACUAUCGCACCCUCUCGUCGUUGUUACUUGUUCGUUCGGAUCGACGCUUUGUACCGGCUCCUGGAAAGUACCUGUUCUCUACUAGUUCCCGGCACCGCCAGUCUCCAAAUAUCGCAAGCAAGAUGUUGGUGGAGAAGGAUCCUGCUGCUGGCCAGCAGGCCCACGAGCGGCUGACGAUCGAUGGCAUCAAGGAGCGGAGGGCAAGAGCAGGCAGGCUAUAUGCUCCCACGGCGUCCUAUUCGGAUAGUGACAUGUUCAAGUCUCCUCAAGCACACGACAAGCCCAAAGCAAAACGAUGGGAUCACCGUCUUAGCCAAGAGUCCAUUGCCCGGGAAGCCUGCGUGCUCAAACAAGCAGCCAAGCACCUCAAGAAGCCCGGGCUCAUCUCCCUCGGCGGCGGACUGCCGUCGGCGGAGAACUUCCCCAUCGACUCCCUGAGCAUGCACGUGCCUACACCGCCUCACUUUACUGAAGCAGAGACGGCCUUGUCGGGUCAGGACGUCAAGAUAGGCAAGUAUGAUGUUGCAAAUAACGAGAACGGUGGCGUGUACGAUCUGUCUAUCGCCAUGAACUACGGCCAAUCUGUCGGUUCCGCUCAGCUGUUACGUUGGGUCACCGAGCACACCGAGCUUGUCCACCGCGACCUGCCAUACUCGGACUGGCGAUGUGCCCUGACCAUCGGUAGCACGGGGGCUCUCGAGCAAGCGUUGAGGAUGUUCUGCGAUCGCGCGAGAGGCGACUCGAUACUCACGGAAGAAUACAGCUUCUCGACGGCGCUCGAGACCACGGCUCCCCUGGGAAUCAAGGUAUUCGGCGUGCGGCUAGACGGACAAGGUCUGUUACCCGAGAACAUGGACGAGAUCCUAUCGUCCUGGGACGAGAAAGCCAGAGGCGCUAGGAAACCCACCUUGCUGUACACCGUGCCCUCGGGACAAAACCCCACCGGCGCAACGCAGAGCGAACAGCGCCGCCGCGAUAUCUACGCCGUGUGCCAGAAGCACGACGUCUACAUCCUCGAGGACGAGCCGUACUACUUCCUGCAGAUGCAGCCGUACACCGGGCCCAACGCCCCCGCCGUCGCGCCCCCGGCUACCAUCGAGGAAUUCCUCGACAACUUAAUCCCCAGCCUCCUCAGCAUGGACGUGGACGGGCGCGUAAUGCGGCUUGACUCGUUUAGCAAGGUGGUUUCCCCGGGGUCGCGGGUCGGUUGGAUUACGGCCAGCGAGCAGAUCGUCGAGAGGUAUAUCCGGCAUGCCGAGUGCUGCAGCCAGGGCCCCGGCGGGCUCGCCCAGGUACUCAUGUAUAAGCUCGUGGACGAGACGUGGGGGCACGAGGGAUAUGUGAGGUGGCUGAUGCACAUGCGGCUCGAGUACACGCGGCGAAGGGACACCAUCCUGGCUGCGUGCGAGAAGCAUCUCCCUCGCGAUAUCGUGAGUUGGGUUCCGCCGGCCGCGGGCAUGUUUCUCUGGCUCAAGGUCGACCACACGCAACACCCGCAAGCCUCAACCAAAUCCAUCCUCGAGAUCGAAGAAGAAAUCUUCAACUCGUGCAUCGACAAGGGCGUCCUCGCCAUCCGCGGGUCUUGGUUCCGCGCCGAGCGCGACCAGCCCCCCAGCGGCCUGUUCUUCCGCACCACAUUCGCCGCAGCCUCCGAGGCCGCUAUGGACGCCGCCAUCGAGCGCUUCGGCGCUGCUGUGCGCGAGAGCUUUGCUACCGCUAACGGCCACUAGGUAGGAAAUUUGCAUUUGUGCUCGGGAAGAUUACCUUAGGUACUUACGUACUGGCUGUUGUUGGAGUUGUUGUUGGAGUUGGAGUUGGAGUCGUGAUACCUACUUACCUACCCCCUUAACCUAGGCGUGUGAUUAGAUACCUUACAUUACAUACACCCAUCUACAUAGCUAGCUACCCUAUCAGCCUAGGUUAGAGGCUUAUAUCCGUUGGACCCUUGGAAAGAGUUGAGCGGUAGCAUAGCAUGCAUGCAGGCCUUGCGAAAAGAACUCCUUUUUUCUUUUCUUUCUUGAGCCGCAUAGGAUUCGCAUAUGAUUCGCAUAGACAGGAGGACACGGAUGGACGGGAACAGAAGACCUCUAGCUGGCUCUAGCUAAUGCACCUUCUACCGGCGAAUCAGACACAGGGUGGCUUGCAUGACGUAUGGGCUGCUGCGGUGUGAAAGAUGCAAUAUAUCGAAUUAAUCUGUAUGGUCGGGCGCUUCGUCGAUGCCUAGCUGAUGUGUAACGAGUAAGCGCAUAUAUUGAUUCUGUCGUGUUCUGCCUAGUCGUCUGGUCGUGAAGAAGGCUGGAUAGGUAGGCUAUUAUUACUUGCGUAGAUACUACCUAGGUUAGCCAUAUUGGCCUACCAGUAUUUUACAACAGACCCUUUU